Molecule: messenger RNA, 591 nt
Organism: Ilex paraguariensis (yerba mate)
Lineage: Eukaryota; Viridiplantae; Streptophyta; Magnoliopsida; Aquifoliales; Aquifoliaceae
Source: the annotation of a GenBank genome assembly
AUGGUUGGUCUGGUAUCAAAUAUGCUGUGUGAAGUUGAAUGUUGCUACCCUGUAGUGAUCCCUGCCAAAAGCCUGGACAGAAGUGGACUAGUCCCCCAGAGUACAAUCGUAACAUGCCUUUUGAAGCAACUGUUGAAUUGCAAGGCUGCAGAAGAGUGUGGUUACUUUCUUGCAGUAACCAACUUGAAGAGCAUAGACAAUGGAAAGUUCAACGACUCUGAUAAGUAUCUACUCUUCCUAGUAACCUUCUGCUGUCGCACCUUCCUACCUGUGAAUGGAGAGGUCAUGCUUGGUGUAGUGCAAUCGAUACAUAGACGAGGAGUCUUCCUGAAAUGUGGGCCCAUGAAAUACGUUUAUCUCUCAGCUCGAAAGAUGCCAAAUUACUACUACGUUGAUGGGAAAAAUCCAUAUUUCAUAAGCGACGAUCUGUCCAGAAUCGAGAAUGAUGUGGUGAUCCGUUUCAUGGUGUUUGGUGUGAGAUGGACAACGAAAAACCAGCAAGUCGAAAGGGAAUUCAUGAUUCUUGCCACUUUGGAAGGCGAUCGCCUCGGACCAAUUUCAUUGCCAGGAUCUGAUGAACUGGGGUUGUAG